GCCGGGCUGCCACUGCCCAUGAUUACUUGUACCGUAGCUGAUUUUAGCUUCCUAGUCGCUUGCUUGCUGGUGGUUGGUCGGAACGAGGUGUUUGAACAUCCAUCGCGACUUCCUUCCCUUCGAUGCUAUGCCCGGGGAUUGGAUUGCUGGACGGCCUUAAACAGGUCUUUCCCAUGCCACGUUCCCCCUCUCUUUUUCUCACCACCUCUCAUCUCUUUUUUUAAUCCGUCGACCUCCUGGCUCAACAUUCGUUACCUCGCCGUAACCCACCUUCUUUUCACUGCUCUUCAGCAUUUUUAUGUGUGAGAUCCAAUCGCCUCGGAUCUCCUAAUUACAGUCUUUACUACUUACCUACAAACAACUCCUCGAUCGAAUCCUGAAAAGCAUCAACAUUCCUCUAAUACCACGACCAAUAUCCUAUCACGACUCGGGGGGUGACGUCUGUUUGUUAUAACCUAGUAAUUUCUUUUAAGUAAGUUUUUCUGCAACGUUAUUUUCUGUUUACCUCUGGCGGCAAAUUUCAAACGGAUACAUGCACAGCGUUCGUUUGGACGGAUCAACACUCAUGAUGCACCACUAUUGGUCAAGACCCGUAUGACAGUCUUGCAAAGUUGGUUGUUCUGUGUUUGGCUAGUACAUCAGCCGAGAAAGCACGUUGUCAACCACAAUACGAGAAGACUUGCGCCCCAUUGCUCUUCGAUAUGAACUCCAUCGCAUCUCUUCCAACCUCCGUACGUUCCCAAAACUCGAAUGUUUAUUGACAAUUGUUGUAGUACCUUUUUCUGGCCAUCAUGAAGGCUACCCUUUUUACUCUCGGCUUUGCCGCCACGGCUUCAGCCAACAUAAUAUUCAACCAUGUUCCUUUGAAGUGUAAUAUCACCAGCACACAGAUGUACCAUGGAUGUCUUCGCGGUCAAGAUUGUACGGCACAAGGAGAGUAAGUUUGAUCCACUCCCUCUUUUGGACAUUGCCCGUACUGAUGGACUUUCAAUAGUUGUGUAGCACUCGAGAACAUUAACUACCCAAAGUCCUUUGGCGCAGUACCAAAUCUUCAACUCCGCGCCGAUGUUUUCUCUACCGAUGGCACUUGUGGACCAAAGAAUGGCAACACAGUCUGCGACCCAAACAGCAAAGCAUAUACUGGUGGAUGUUGUUCGGUAUGACUAUAGAUUCUGUAAAGACAUUAAAGUACUGACAACGGGAAUAGCAAUAUGGAUACUGUGGAAACACUGCUGACCACUGCGGCACCGGUUGCACUUCUGGAUGCCAGAGCCAACCACCAAAUGCUCCAACUAACCCAACAACCCCAGCAAACCCAGCACUCCCGAUUGCCGCUCGCCAGGAUGGACGAUGUGGAAAGGUGAGUUUACUCCGCUGGAGGAUGCAGAGGAUUCUUAUACUAAUAUAUACAGGAAUUUGGCAACAGUGCAUGUGAUGCCAAUGGCCCAUUCGGUGGCUGCUGCUCCGAAUACGGGUAAGUUUGUGUUUCUUUAACUCCCCAGCGUAAACCCCAGCGUUUUGAAUCUGUUUUCAUCUGUUUUUCAAUUGUCAUAUAUACAUACAAGCCAUUUGAACUUACACAUAACCCCCCUGUGAAGCUACUGCGGCUCAACCGAAGGUCACUGCAAAGCAUCAAAUGGAUGCCAAAACGGUUGCGAUGGAUCAAAUCCUCCUACCACCCCUGCCCAACCAAAUACCACAAACACUGCCGCAACCCCUGAUAGCCCAGCUCGUGAUGACGGAAGAUGUGGAAAAGAGUUCGGAGGCGCAUCUUGCGAUCCCCUCGGCGAAUUCGGAGGAUGCUGUUCGGAAUAUGGGCACGUUAAAUAUUUGCUUUUAUUUGCUCGAUUUAUAUUUGCAGGUUCCCAGCUAACAUCUCAGUGACAGUUUCUGCGGCAAAACCGAGGGCCACUGCCUCAAGGCCAAUGGAUGCCAAAACGGUUGCACUGAUGGUGGUAAUACUGGCAUCAAGGGAGGUGAUGGUCCUGCCGCACCUGCGCCUACUGCCUCCCCUGCAACUACUGGGGAACCUGUGAUCGCUCCAGCAACAUCAACAGCACCACCUCAUGUUGUUGCCACUGCCGCUGCCACUACUGAUGGAUCUUGUGGUAGCACCAACGGAGGAACCGUUUGCGGAAACUGGGCCAAUGGUAACUGCUGCUCCAUGUACGGUUUCUGGUAAGUUUUUCCAACUCCAGCGAUGUGAAGUCUAUUUUAACGAUAGUAGUGGUGCUACCAGCGCUCAUUGCGGAGCUGGAUGCCAAUCUGGUAACUGCCUCAACGCCCCAGCUGUUGCUGCUCCAGGACCAAGUCCUGCGCCUGCUGCCCCCAACAAGGGAUCUUUCAAGGUUGUAGGUGACUCUGGUGUGCCAGCUAUGCACGCUGCUCUCAUGCCCAAUGGAAAGGUGAUGUUCCUUGACAAAUUGGAGAACUACACCCAACUCAAGAACCCCAAUGGUGCGUAUGCCAUGUCAUCCGAGUAUGACCCUGCCACCAAUAAGGUUGUCCCUCUUGCAUACGAUACCAACGCCUUUUGCUCGGGAGGUGUUUUCCUCGCUGAUGGUCGUGUCAUCUCUGUUGGUGGCAACGGACCUUUGGACUGGCUAGACCCCAACAUCAAGGAUGGAUUCGACGCCAUCCGUUACUUGGGCAGAUCUUCCUCAGAUGCUGGUCUCGAUGGUCAAAGCUGGAGCGAACCCGGAAACAAGCUUGCUAGCAAGAGAUGGUAUGCGUCCGCCCAGACUAUGCCUGAUGGAACCAUCUUUGUUGCCUCUGGAAGUUUGAACGGACUCGACCCAACUGUUCUCGCCAACAACAACCCAACAUGGGAGCUUCUCGAUCGCAAUGCUGUUUCCAACGGACAAAACAUCGAGAUGGAGAUCCUGAAGAAGAACCAGCCAUACUACAUGUAUCCAUUCGUUCAUCUCCUUAACGACGGUAACCUCUUUGUCUUCACAUCCAAGUCUUCCCAAAUCUUCAACGUUGGUGGCAACACCAUUGUCAAGGAGCUUCCAGAUCUCCCAGGAGACUACCGAACCUACCCAAACACUGGUGGUAGCGUCAUGAUGGCACUCACCAGCAAGAACAACUGGGCCCCCGAUGUCAUCAUCUGCGGAGGUGGUGCUUACCAAGAUAUCAACUCGCCAACUGACGCAAGUUGUGGUCGUAUCCAACCUUUGGCCGCUGAUGCUACUUGGGAGAUGGACUCUAUGCCACAAGGUCGUGGUAUGGUUGAGGGUACUUUAUUGGCCGAUGGAUCUAUCGUCUGGCUCAACGGUGGAAACCGUGGAGCCCAAGGGUUCGGAAUCAUGAAAGACCCAACUCUCGAUGCUCUCUUGUAUGAACCAAACAAGCCCAAGGGACAACGAUUCAGCACUCUCGCCACCUCUGAAAUCCCCAGAUUGUACCACUCGGUUGCUCUUUUGCUCCUUGACGGUACUCUUAUGGUCACUGGUUCCAACCCAGUUGAGAUGCCCAUGCUUCAAGCCGAUGCCAACAACCCAUACGUGACUGAUUUCCGUGUUGAGAUUUACACCCCACCAUACCUCCAAGGAGACAACGCCAACAGACGUCCUACCAACAUUGCUAUCUCUUCUCUUGCCAUCAAGGCUGACGGCAGCAACUUCCAGAUCCAGUUCACCGCCCCUGCCAACGCAAAGGAGGUGAAGGUCUCAUUAUACCACGGUGGAUUUGUUACGCACUCGGUACAUAUGGGACACCGUAUGUUGGAUUUGGAUGUCAGUGGAUUCACAGCAGGUGGAACUCAGCAGAGUAUCACCGUUGCUGGGCCACCAAACCUUAACGUUGCUCCACCAGGACCAUAUGUUGUGUAUGUCUUGGUUGAUGGUGUUCCAGGUAUUGGACAAUUCGUCUCGGUCUCAUAGAGAGGAAGAGAUAUGUAUGUGUGAGUGUUUGCAUGAAUUAGGACCCAGGCCACAUUGUUUAGAAGAAACAUGGCUACGGCGUUGUGGAGCGGCUUUUUUUCGUGAAUUAAAUAAUUAGCUAGAUUGAAUGCCCAAAAAGAGGUUUCAAAUUAUUAAGAUUGCUUUCA
Hymenoscyphus albidus is the source of this 4051-nucleotide messenger RNA. The record is from the annotation of a GenBank genome assembly. NCBI's taxonomy places the organism in Eukaryota, Fungi, Ascomycota, Leotiomycetes, Helotiales, Helotiaceae.